This is a messenger RNA of Heterobilharzia americana, 2020 nucleotides long. The record is from the annotation of a GenBank genome assembly. NCBI's taxonomy places the organism in Eukaryota, Metazoa, Platyhelminthes, Trematoda, Strigeidida, Schistosomatidae.
GGAACCUCAAUUUAUAUGUACUCGAACUAUUGAGGUUGGGUGUUGGAAGGUUGUUAAAAUUACUCUUUCUCGAUAACCAAUGUGAACGACCUUGUGCGUUUUUGGCGUCUACUUCUUUUAUCGGGAUAAUUACUGUCUGUAGAACACCGUAGUUUCUCAUUGGCUACAUUUACAUUCAGUCUCCGUCUAUCAUGAAUUCACGAGUUUCGUCCGAAGCGUAUUUCGUUCAGCAUCAGAAACAGCAACAUGUUGCUCGCACUAACACAUGGAUGGAACAUAUUAGCUCUUUAGACAUAGAUCACACCCCGUCUUUUGUGAGACAAACUACCUUGGUUUGUACUUUCGGUGAUCACUGGGAUACGGAUGAGAAAAUCGACCAAAUGAUCAAAAGUGGCAUGAACAUCCUGCGUCUGAACAUGAGUAUGGGCUCCAAAGAAAAGUAUGCGGAAGUGAUUCGCCGUGUUCGCCUUUUGGAGAAGAGCUAUGGUCACAACCCAUCUGUUGGAAUAGCGUUAGACCUGUCAGCUCCACCUGUGCGUACUGGGCUUAUAAAUAGGAGUGUUGAUGCCUUUGUUGUACUGCAAACAGGUCAGAUGGUCCAGCUUACAAUUGCUGAUGAGUUUGAAAACAAAACUUCAAGUUCUUUGAUUUGGAUAAACUCAAGAUAUUUUCCGACAAUUCUUCAGUGUGUCGCAGCUGGUGAUCGAAUUUUCAUUGACGAAGGAAUGGUAUCUCUGAUCGUCCGAGAUGUCAGAACAGAUAGCAUAAAUUGUCUGGUCGAACAAGGAGGUGAGGUUGGAAGUUAUAAACGUGUUCAGCUACCAUGUGAAAGGAUGUAUCAAACAACUUUUAAUAAUGUUUACAAAAGUAACUUGGAGUUUGCGGUCCAGUGUCAGGUAGACUUUGUCUUUACCGGUUACACCUCAAAUGCGAGUCAGGUGGCACAAGCUAAGAAUGUUUUGGGGAAUGAAAUCCUUCUGUUUGCUAAAAUAGAAACUAAGGAGUCAAUUAAAAACUUGGGGGAUAUAAUUGCACACUCUGAUGGCAUCAUCAUUGGACGUGGUUCUCUCAGCUUAUGUUAUCCAAAUGAAAAAGUUUUCCAUAUACAAAAACAAAUAAUUGCUAUGUGUAAUAUACUGCACAAACCCGUGUUCGUUAUAACUCACUUACUUGAAUCAAUGAGGUUUAAACCUCGUGCAACUCGAGCAGAAAUAAGUGAUAUUGCUAAUGCUGUUCUCGAUGGUGCUGAUGGUCUUAUACUAACUGUAGAAACUUCUAAAGGACUCUUCCCAAAAGAAUCUUUAACAGUUUUACACAAAACUUGCCGUGAAGCUGAAUCUGCUGUCUUUCAUGAAAAAUUCUGGAUAGAUCUUAAAACAGCUCGAGAAAUAAGGGGACUGUCACCAAUGGACCCAGGGUACUUUGCAUGUCUAGCUGCUGUUGAAGCUUCGGGUACAUCGAAUGCAUCUGCCAUUUUUGUCAUUACUACUUCUGGACGUUCUGCUUGGGCAAUAGCUUCAUUUCGCCCUUCUUGUCCAGUUAUUGCAAUUAUGAGACGACCUGAAAUAGCAAGAAGGUGUCAUUCUAUUCGUGGUAUUCACCCCUUCGUUUUUACAGGCGAAAAAUUACCUGAUUGGUCUAAAGAUAUGGAUCAACGAUUGAAUGCAGCAUUACAAUUCGCUAAGACCCGUGGAUUUGUCGGUGAUGGUGACCAAAUCAUUGUGGUUACUGGACAGGAAGCUGGCAGUGGUUCUACCAAUACUGUACGCAUUUUUGAAGUCCCAUCCAAUAACUGUUCUUUGUUUAUGGUUAGAUCACAACCUUCACUCACCGCUGAAGACUAUGCGAACUGAAAACUAUUUAAACAGACACUUUAUCAACACUUUGCAUUAUCACUUACAUAGUAUGUCAACUUCAAGGGGCUUGUUUCCUUUAUCUCUUUGGUUGACUUUAACUUCUUUUCCUGUUUUUACUGUCUUCAUAUCCAAAUUCGUAAAUAAAUUUUAAAUUGUUUAGUAAA